This is a messenger RNA of Rhinocladiella mackenziei CBS 650.93, 366 nucleotides long. RefSeq lists its product as uncharacterized. The coding region runs from base 1 to 366 and encodes 121 amino acids. Gene Ontology annotation, biological process: amino acid transmembrane transport. Gene Ontology annotation, cellular component: membrane. Lineage: Eukaryota; Fungi; Ascomycota; Eurotiomycetes; Chaetothyriales; Herpotrichiellaceae. Gene Ontology annotation, molecular function: amino acid transmembrane transporter activity. The transcript has 2 exons. The record is from RefSeq and is a predicted model, not a curated record.
AUGGCCGCCUCCAUGACACUCAACUAUUGGGGUGGAGCAAGAAAUACGAAUCCUUGCAUCUGGGUUACAAUUUUCCUCGUCGCCAUCGUCUCCAUCAAUUUAUUCGGCGCACGGGGGUACGGCGAAGCCGAAUUCAUCUAUUCUAUCGUCAAGGUAAUUGCCGCUUUGGGCUUCAUCAUCUUCGCACUGGUGGUCGACGUUGGUGGCGGACCCACUGCUCACUAUUUCGGAGCGACAACGUGGGAUGAUCUAGGCUCAUUUGCGGAACCGAGUUUGGUUGGCCUCGCCGGCGCUGGAGGCGGAAAAUCCCCGAUUGGCACUUCCCACCGCAAUCAAGUGAAGUCUUCUGGCGUGUUGUGCUGGUGA